Molecule: messenger RNA, 1789 nt
Organism: Teleopsis dalmanni
Lineage: Eukaryota; Metazoa; Arthropoda; Insecta; Diptera; Diopsidae
Gene: SmydA-8
Product: SET domain-containing protein SmydA-8
Exons: 2
Coding region: 282-1616 (444 amino acids)
Molecular function (GO): protein binding
Source: RefSeq, a predicted model, not a curated record
AACAUUAAAUGCACCAUUAAAGAUUAUUGGUGGAAAACAAAAGACAAAUGCAAAAUGUCGGAAAAUUAGGCUAGAAAAAUUGAUUAUAUGCUCACAGUUGCGGUCGAGUAUUGUAGAGAUUAAGUCGACGAAAGCAGCACGUUGCGCCGCAAGACCAACUGAUUACGCAAAAAUAAACUCAAUCCAAACGGUUUUGUGUGAAAAAGUGGAAUAUUUCAAAAGAAAAACUGAAUAAGUGAAAAUCAGCAAAUAAUUUCUGCAGUGUUUAAUCGAUAUUAAAAAUGCCCAAUCCAGCAGCUUUUACACCAUUAAUAACUGAUGCUCAACUCUCUAGCGUGACGUCAACGCCAGAAUUGGCACGACUGCUUGAUUUGCACUUGGGAAAAUAUCGUCAAAGUGAUCCUGCUUGGGAAGUAGCUGAGUCUGUCAUAUCAGGUCGCGGUAUAUUCGCACGGCGUGAUAUAGCCGCUUGCGAAGAAUUAUUUCGCGAACACACCUUACUAGUCGGUCCCACAGCGCACAAAAACACCAAACUGAAUACCUGCGUCAUAUGCUAUUGCCUCAUUGAAGGACCUGAUGUGCUCUGUUUAGCUGGUUGCUCACUGCCUGUUUGUAGAACAUGUAGUCAAUCGGAACAGCAUGAAAAAGAAUGCAAACUUUUUCGUAAAUGGAUACCCAAAGACCUAACUCAAAUAAAUCCCUGUUCACUGCGUAUUUUAUCGACGAUUCGUUGUUUCUUCCUAGACGAAGAUCAACGCAAACUUUUGUAUGCAAUGCAGGCCAAUGCGGAUAAAUACUAUUUACGUGAAGUUGCUAACGCCUCCGCUUGCUUUAAAUAUUUUCCCAAAGAUCCUGAAAUGUUGGACUAUUUUCAUCGCACCAUCUGUGCUUUCAAUACAAAUGCGUUUGAAGGUCGCAGUAAAGUGAAUGGACAUGAAAUCAUGGUGCGCGCGCUCUUUCCAUUGGCUGGGCUAUUGAACCAUGAGUGCACACCGAAUGCUAGUCAUCAUUUCGAGAAUGCUGAGACAAUAGUGGUGACAUCAACGCGUGCAAUAGCUAAAGGGGAAGAAAUCACAACAUCAUACACCAAAGUUUUAUGGAGCAAUUUGGCGCGUAAACUAUUUUUAGGUUUGACUAAGCAUUUUACGUGUCACUGCAGGAGAUGUCAAGAUCCCACGGAGAAUGGCACCUACCUAUCUGCUCUGUUUUGUCGUGAACAGAAUUGCAAGGGAAUCGUCAUUCCAGUGCAGACAAAAACUAUGCAACCGGAUUGGCGUUGUGUGACAUGUGAAACUGUCUUCUCACAUGCGAAAAUGGCACGUUAUCAGGACUUUGCGUUGAACACCAUCAACAAUCGCAUCAAUGCGAGCAGCGUACAGGAGAUGAUAAACUUCAUCAAUGAGUUAUGUCCUCGCUUUUGUCCGCCGUCAAACUAUGUAUUGAUUGAAGCAAAAUUGAAUGUGAUUUGGCGUAUGUCAAGAUUUACUGAUGUUGAGUACACACCAGAGGAACUGGAGCAUUGUGAACGUUAUCGCAGUGAAAUACUCGAAGUACUUAAAAAAUUGGGUGCAGGUGAUUGCACUUUAAAGAGGCUUAUUAGUGCGGAGAUAGAUUAAGAAAAGGAAACCAUAAAUCUCUAUUUAUGAGGUUUUGGAAAAUAAAUGUUUUAUGCCCGAAAAAUGUUGCAAAUUUAUAACGAGUAGUGAUUUAUGAGUAGUAAUUCUUUAUUAUAUACAUAUAAACUAUAUAGUAUUUGUUUCUAAAUAAUAAAAAUAAUACUAAUACUAAA